CAUCUACGGACAAGAUCAUCUCACUUGCCACGUGUCACGUAAAGAAUGGAAGAAAUCUUGUAUCUCAUGCCAGGUCAGCACCACCUCCUACUCAAAGUCACCACCAACUAGCCUUGUAUCCACUUUAGCUAAGGCAGCAAAGCUUGUCAUCCAAUCAAUUUCAGGAAGAAAACAGAUUCUGCAGAAGCACCCCAUUUUUUGAUGGUGGUUCAAGUUUCUCCAUCGUUUCCCUGAGAGCAGAUAAACAGAGAAUUAUGCCAUGGAGGCCCUCAAUGCAGCAAGCUUGACACCCCUCUCCGAUUGUCUCUCGCGAAGUUUGCAUGGGGGCCUUGCGCUGCUGUCUUCAGUUUUCACCGGUGGUUUUGCCCAAGCUUUAACAUACGAAGAGGCGUUGCAGAAGUCCUCAGGGUCCUUCGGUUCUCAAUUUGAAUCAAGUGGGGCUCUUGAUAGUGUUGUUGGUUUUGUAACGGAAAACCCUGCAAUUAUAGCCGGAGGUGCUGCUAUUUUGGCAGUUCCUAUUGUUCUGUCUCAGGUGUUUGGCAAGUCUAAGCCAUGGGGCGUGGAGUCUGCAAAGAGUGCUUAUGCAAAGUUGGGGGAGGAUGCCGGUGCUCAGCUGCUUGAUAUAAGAGGGCCUAAGGAACUUAGGAAAGUCGGUAGUCCUGAUGUCAGGGGUUUGGGAAAGAAGCCGGUAUCGAUUGUUUACAAGGGUCAAGAUAAGCCAGGGUUCUUGAAGAAGAUAUCUUUGAGGUUCAAGGAACCAGAAAAUACUACGUUAUUUAUUCUAGACAAAUUCGAUGGGAACUCUGAACUGGUCGCUGAGUUGGUUGCUGUAAAUGGAUUCAAAGCGGCCUAUGCAAUAAAAAGUGGUGCGGAAGGACCCCGAGGAUGGAUGAACAGUGGUCUUCCCUGGACACGACCAAAGAAAGCACUAAGUCUUGACUUCAUUGGGGCAGUUGGAGAAGGAUCUGAGGCCCUGCCUGUUAUCCUUGGUAUUGCUGCAGCUGCUGGAUUAGGUUUAUUAGCAUUCACUGAGAUAGAAACGAUUCUCCAACUUCUUGGGUCAGCUGCGAUUGUUCAGUUAGUGAGCCAGAAACUCCUAUUCGCGGAGGAUCGAAAGCAAACUCUUAAACAAGUUGAUGAAUUCUUGAACACCAAAGUUGCCCCCAAGGAGCUUGUCUAUGACCUUAAGCAAAUUGGGCAGGCCCUAUUACCCUCACUUGUGACUAGCAAGCCUCUUCCAGCACCUGCAGAGGUAGACCCAGAGCCUACAACUGUACAGGAAGCCAAGCCAGCUCAGUUCACAGCACAAAUUAAUUCAAUACCCAGCACAGAAGCCAAGGCGGAACCAAGUUUUGGAUUUCCCAGACCUCUUUCACCAUAUCCAUAUUACCCAGACUUAAAGCCUCCAACAUCUCCUACUCCAUCACAGCCAUAGUUCCACUGAACUCCGGCUUGGAUUGUCGAUCUCUUGUUUCUUCUACAGACAACUGAUCGGUCGGCAACAAUUAUAAAGCUAUCUAGUGAAUUGUGCAACCUAAGAUCUUAAAUGAAGUCUUCCAGGUUGCAAGACUACUGGGUUGAGAAACUGGUAAGAAGAAAGGGAGAAAACAAACGAAACUGCCAUGAAUGGAUGAUAAUAUGGUCCAAACCAUCCUUUUGAAUCUUUUAUGCUGCUUAAUUCACCCCUCUGUGAGUUUUAGUUAUCUUCUUGUUGACAUUGCUGUUUUAUUCACCUUUUUGUGGAACUAUUUCUCUGUAGAUGCCAUGGAACUAUUCACCUUUAAGUCUAUCCAUAAAUAAAGUGGGAUCAUUGUA
Messenger RNA from Rubroshorea leprosula, 1815 nucleotides. NCBI's taxonomy places the organism in Eukaryota, Viridiplantae, Streptophyta, Magnoliopsida, Malvales, Dipterocarpaceae. The record is from the annotation of a GenBank genome assembly.